Messenger RNA from Gadus macrocephalus (Pacific cod), 4328 nucleotides. Its product is annotated as transcriptional coactivator YAP1-like. Gene Ontology annotation, molecular function: transcription corepressor activity; protein binding; transcription coactivator activity. Gene Ontology annotation, cellular component: nucleus; cytoplasm. Gene Ontology annotation, biological process: hippo signaling; positive regulation of transcription by RNA polymerase II. NCBI's taxonomy places the organism in Eukaryota, Metazoa, Chordata, Actinopteri, Gadiformes, Gadidae. The record is from RefSeq and is a predicted model, not a curated record.
CUUUGACGUCCUGCCCAAAGUUUAGACUCAAACAAAACUUUGCGAUUAGUGAGUGGCAGUGAUUUGCGUUCGCUUAUCAUGUAUCUUAUUCAGACACAGUCAAUAACAGUCUAAAGUUGGAAUCAAACAACUGCUGGGAUUAUUUUGUUUGGCAUUUUAUAUGUAUUUUUUCCACAAGUGUAUGUAGGUAUGAGUUAGAAGCGGUUAUGCGCUUUGUGGCGUUUUAAUUAUGCGCUCGAAAAACAACAGGAAAGCGUAUUCUGUCGCUGAACACUUUGACUAGCGAAUAGUUUGAUCAAACUAAGAAAAAAACGAAAAGAAACCAGCCUUUUCCGUUUUUUUUUAAAGAUGACAUGGAAUAACUUUUAGCCGACCGAUCGCUCCUAAGCUUUUUCCUUUUCCCUACUCCGUUAAAGUUUGGAUUGGUUUGAAGCUUUUCCUCCACAACUUUACCCCAUUCUCGCCCGAAUGAUGGACCAGGGUCAGCACAACCCGCCCGCCGGCCACCAGAUCGUCCACGUCCGGGGGGACUCAGAGACCGACCUGGAGGCGCUCUUCAACGCCGUGAUGAACCCGAAAAACACGAUCCUUCCCCCCUCUGUACCCAUGAGGAUGAGGAAACUACCAGACUCCUUCUUCAAACCGCCUGAACCCAAGUCCCACUCUAGACAAGCCAGCACUGACGGAGGCACCGCGGGGGCCCUGACUCCACACCACGUCCGGGCCCACUCGUCCCCGGCCUCCCUGCAGCUGGGGGCCGUAACUCCGGGGACCCUGUCGGUCCUGGGCCCCCCAGGAACCUCUCCACAGCACCACCGCCAGUCCUCGUACGAGAUCCCCGAUGACGUGCCCCUGCCCCCGGGAUGGGAGAUGGCCAAGACCGCCUCGGGACAGAGAUACUUCCUCAAGUGGCACACUGCUCCAAUAGGAAUCAUCUUCGAGUCCUGGAGCACCAAUCGAAACGGGUCUUCGACUGUUCUCCGCCUCAUGUUCCACAAGAGACGACGACGUCAAUGUAAUGCGGCUCAUCAAACUCUUAUUUGUUUCCUGGAUGUUCAGGAGCUGGCGCUACGUAACCAGCUGCCCAGCAUGGAGCAGGACCCCGCCGGCAUCCCCAACUCCGUGUCCUCGCCCAUGGCCCAGGACGCCCGCACCAUGACCGCCAACAGCUCCGACCCCUUCCUCAACAGGUCCCGGACCUACCACUCCAGGGACGAGAGCACGGACAGCGGCCUGAGCAUGAGCAGUUACAGCGUCCCCCGCACGCCAGACGACUUCCUCAACAGCGUGGAUGAGAUGGACACAGUCUCUCCGGCUUCCAUGGCAACGCAGCCCAGCAGCCGCUUCCCGGACUACCUGGACGCCAUCCCGGGCACGGGACGUGACCUGGGCACGCUGGAGAGCGAGAGCAUGGCGGUGGAGGGGGAGGAGCUGAUGCCCAGCCUGCAGGAGGCGCUGAGCUCGGACAUCCUCAACGACAUGGAGUCUGUGCUCGCCGCCACCAAGAUCGACAAGGAGAGCUUCCUCACCUGGUUAUAGGAGCUGAUGAGGAGGUGGCAGGACGCGCCGUGCCCCGAUCAAUACCAAAGGGGGUCUCCUCCUUGCUUACUCACUCCCCCCCCCCCCCCCCCCCCUCCCCCCCGCCUGAAAAUAAACUUCACGCUUUCAGAACUGCCGCUUGCUGCGCAGCACGGAGGACGCAUGGAAGACAUUUCUCUCCGAGCUUUAGGACUUGUGAUAACUCCAGACCAACCUCCUACGAGGCAGCGACGCUCCUGUUUUUUUUUUCUUUGUUUUCAUGUGCCUCAAGUCCUCUUUUUCUUCUUCCCCUCCUCCAAUUAGUUAUCUCCUUUUUUUCGUUUUUUUGUCUGCGUUUUCAAGGCUGGCCCGUGAACAGACACAUAUACUCCAGGGUCCCCGCUCGUUCCGUCUCUCGAUCGCUCUCUUCUACACCGCAUGUAGCCCAGCCAAGGGGCUCAAACCUAGGGCACGGAUGCUAGCUUCUCCUGGGUGCCCCUGGUUCCUCGGGCUGCAUUUAGCUCUGAAUUGCGACACAAAAAUCGGCCACCGCUCUAGCUUUGUGCGCUAAUGGACUACAAUUGGCCUUUUUUUUUCUUUGUCGUUUUAUUGUGUUUUACUUUUACUCUUUAACCGUUUGGUGAGCCUGAGAAACCAAAAAUGGUGGAGUGCGAGGGACUGUUGGUGAUUAGGGAGGGCGGGUGGUGCGAGUUGACCUGUUUGCCAGGUAAGAGUGGGGGCCCCACGACACCACUGCUUGGCUGUGCCAGCAAGUCGAUGAAAAACCUUCUUGUGUUUUUGUCAAAUCAAGUGCCUUCAGUUGUUAUUUCUUUGUGUUUUUUUGUUUUUGCGAGAAAGGCGAGCAAAGCAAACAAUUGCCAAGUUUCUGUAUUGCAGCAAUAAGAAAUAUCUGAGAAGCUGUAUCGUAAACACAUUCUAUAUAAACUCAUGUUUGGUAAUCAAAUGUAUUUCCUUUUACUUUUUGUUAAAACUAAAUAAUACACAUAAUACUGGGAUUUCGGGAGUUAUUUUUUUCUAUUAAACCCUAGAUUUUAUGGCUUUUUUGUAUCAGUCUUAUCCAAGUCUAAUUCAUGAUUUUUUUUCUCGGUUUUAUUUUCGUUUUUCUCCAUAAUUGUUUAUUUUAGCCUUUACAGUUGUAUUUUACUCCUAGAUCAUAUGACCGCAUGCUUUGUUUUCUUAGAUGAAUUAACGCUUUUCAAACAGGGUCAAUAUGUGUCGCUUCAGCCGACGAACAGAUAACAUGGAGAUUGAGUCUUCAGCUGAUAAAUCAGUUCAGUUUUUAACCCAUUAGCCUUGCUUACUAUUCACACAACCUCUCUGAUUUUAUAAGUGUGUGUGUGUACUGAUGUUAUCGUAUAAUGUCUAAUGAACACAUCUUUUUUUUUCCAUUGAUAAUGUUGGGAUUAACCAAAAAAAAAAGUUUAAAAUAUCUGUCUAAAAAUAAGUCAUUGCUCAAGGUGAGAUGCUACAAUGAGUGUAUCAGACCAAGUAACACCGCCAUGUUAGAAACUGGUACUCUGUCAGUGGCCAUGGUAAGUUGGAGGGUGGGGCUUGGACGUGUUUAAUAUGGUCUCGUCACGGAGAAAAACGAUAAAGAGGGUGGGCAAGGGGGGAGGGGGUUGACAAUUGUGAGCAGCUACACAGGUUGUAUAAACUCUCACAGAACAACGAAACAAAUCAAGAAAAAAACAACUAUCGGUUAUAAUUUCAGUCAGGAAUUGAGACGGUUUCCAAAGAUGUGUUUGUAAUUUUAUUUUGUCUUUUCUGCUUCCUACUCGGUGAAUCCAGAAACAGUAUGAUUUGUAAUCAAACUCCAUAUGGAAAAAGAACAAAAAGAAAGAUGUAUAAGCUAAUGUGAAACGAUGUAGUGUUGGCGCGGACGGGUAGGUGGAGUAGGGGGACAGAGACCAGAUGAUUAGAAGAGAGGUGAUUUGUAUUUGCGUGACAAACCCUUGCAUAGAAGGUCCCAGAGCAAAUAAAACAAGAAGCCCAGUUUCCUUCCUUCCUCCCCGCUACCCCCCCCCCCCCCUAUAAUCUCUCGGGGGCAGAGAGCCGCUGGUAGACAGAUCGGAUGGCACAGAAACCGAACAACAGAACUCAUCUUCCUCACCGUCAGAUUAUGUUGAUUCUGAAAUGUUUACAUGAUGACUACACGCCUUUUUCGUAUUACUGCAGUAAUCAAACAAAACGACAUGAUUUGAACCUUCGUUCCUUGUGCGUUUAAGAGGCACUACAAGAACGCAACUUCAAUAAUAAUGCCAGGGUUGAGGUUGAAGUGGUAGUUUGAAUCUGACGGAACUGUAAAGAACUACGAAGAGAACAAAUGAAUGAUCGCUAUACUGUUAGCUUAGAUUGAUGUUGUGGCUCGGUGUAUUGACAAUGGCUAGUGGAGGGUUAAAACAGUGUUUGAGAGAAAAUGCAACUAAAAUGACUUUUUAAAAGGCUGGUACACUACAGUGCUUGUACUGCACGGCUACAGUAAUUUGACUAAACAAUGAAUUUUGUCACAAAAACAUGAUUUCUUUUUUGCUUAGUUAGUGUAGGGGUUGGGCAUAGUAGUAGUGUCAGACUCAUUGUAGCUGUAGAACUAAUCACACAAGAGAAUGAUUUUUGUAUUUAGAGUUGUCUGAAUGCCCAUCAAAGGCAAUUUGUGUUAUCCAAUAACAAUCUCUUCAUUUUUGAUAGAUAAAUGUGCCUGUGUCCUAGAAACAUGCAUUCUGUUACACUAUAUUACAUUAUGAAACUUUGAAAUUGGCCUUGAAAUAAAAUAUAUAUACUUUGUGGUAAAA